GGAAACACGGAAGUGUCAAAAAAAUCGGGUCUGUUUUUUCCUGUCAAGCAGCAGAAACCGUGGACAGUCCCUCACGUGAUUGCAGUGAUCAUGGAGGUGUAUUUCCCGAUGGUCUGAGUUGGACUAAAGGAAAGUCGUAUUGAGUUAUCGGAUUAUCAGCGUUACAUCGUGGGGAGGGGUUUCAUCUUUUUUCAGCCACGCAGACUGAGGUGUCUUGUCUUUAUAUCCAUGGAGAGGUUAGAGGCUACAUCAGAGCUCCAGUCACGGCUGUCAUCCCUGUCCUUCUCGUCGUUUCCCGGGAUAACAUCCAAACAGUGCGACACCAGACCGCUGGACAGCCUCCAGAACACAGACCUUUCAAAGAGCUGCACCCAAUCCAAAAACCAAGCUGAUAUGGAUGAAACCAAGGAAGAUUCAGGACGACAUGCAGAGGGUAAUGAAGAGGGCCCUGCAGAGCUGGCCCUGGGGGAAGGAGGAGAAGAGAACAACAGUGCUGGGAGCUGUCAGCUCUCUGCUGAGAUGAAAGCCCAGAUGCCACCCCUCAAACCCCCAACAACAUGGACAUCUGCGGCGCUGAAGGAGCUGAAGGCAAAGCUUCGAACGGAGGAGGACAGCGUGGUGACGGUGUACCGUGGCGACAUCAUGACAGUUCACGUGCCCACUGUCCCCGAGGCCAAAAAAUUGUGCUGGGAGUUUGCUACAGACAGCUACGACAUUGGCUUCGGCAUAUAUUUUGACUGGACUCCUGUCACGAGCCGGGCUAUCACUGUGCACAUCAGCGAGUCAAGUGAUGACGAAGAUGAAGAGGAGGAGCUGGAAGGGCCUGUCAGUAACGGAGAUGUUGAGAAGGGCUCCAAAACUCAAACCAACUCAAACUUGGCUGAAAUUCUACCCGUAUAUCGCCAGGACAGUCACUUGUCCGUCAAUGGGGGGAGCCAUGAUUUUCCAGGUGAAGGCACUUACCUCCUGAAGUUUGAUAACUCCUACUCACUAUGGCGAAAUAAAACCCUCUACUACAGAGUUUAUUACAGUGCCUAAGAUGCCAAUUUAUUGUUUGUGAAUGUAUACUUUACAGAAGAAUCCUACUCUUAAAACUGAAGAACUAUUUUUGAUUCCAUAAAAAAGUCAAAUCAUAUAAAAGGUUGAUUAUAGGCAUAUCUAUUUUUUAUCCCUAUCAGCUUGUGUUGCCACAAUUUAAGCAUAUGGUCAGAUAAUCUUGUACUCAACAUUUGCUCCAAUGUCUUGCUGAUAGAUAUUUGAAGAAGCCUUGCAUAUGUGCCAUGUUCCCAUGUGUGCUCUGUGCCCGUCAUAAAACAUAUAUUGUCUUCAGCUGUAACAUUUCGAUGGUAGCAGGCAUCAGGGAACACCUGCAAAGCAUUUAUUUCUCCACGUCAGGUGCUUAAUAAGCAGUACUAUAAAUAGAGUGUUGUGUGUUUGUGCGCGUGUGUGCGCACCCUCUAUGUUGCUUUGUCGUUGUUACUUGUAUUUAUCCUUCCGCUUUGCACUGUAACUUAUUUUUUAUUUGCGUUUAUCUAAUCAUGUGAUAAUGGAGAAUAUAAUUAUGUAAUACAAGUUCUGUGCACAGAGCGGUCUACUGUCAUAGUGGUUUGUUGAUAUAAAUUGAAUGUACUGAAGCAAGUGGUAACAGUUUUCCAAAGUUUGCUUUUUAGGAUGCAAAUAAGUCAUCCCUUAUCACAUAAAGCUCUUAUUAUGUAAUAUAGAUUCAAUAUUUACAUUUGCCUCAACCCCCCAUUUAAUUUGGUCAGUGUGUUUGUUUUUGAAUAUCCUCUGUGCGUUGGUCACACUAAUGUUGUAUACCCUUGUCUAUCCUGUUUCUAAAAUCAGUGCUUCUACCGCAUUUACUUGUGCGCAUGUUCCCAAAGAUGCCACACAUUUGGCUGCUAAUGCCGUGUACAAUGUAAAGCUUCCCAUGUUAGCUGUACUGUACCUUUUACUGUAAGUUAUGAUGACCUCUGUUCCUAAAAUUUAUAUUCCACAAUAAAGAGAAGAUUGUCUAGA
Messenger RNA from Micropterus salmoides (largemouth bass), 2019 nucleotides. It is a transcript of the gene tmed8, whose product is annotated as transmembrane p24 trafficking protein 8. Gene Ontology annotation, cellular component: Golgi membrane. The record is from RefSeq and is a predicted model, not a curated record. Bases 229 to 1038 code for a protein of 269 amino acids. Lineage: Eukaryota; Metazoa; Chordata; Actinopteri; Centrarchiformes; Centrarchidae. The transcript is spliced from 6 exons.